This is a messenger RNA of Fragaria vesca subsp. vesca, 673 nucleotides long. Its product is annotated as MLP-like protein 328-like. Lineage: Eukaryota; Viridiplantae; Streptophyta; Magnoliopsida; Rosales; Rosaceae. The transcript is spliced from 3 exons. The record is from RefSeq and is a predicted model, not a curated record. Gene Ontology annotation, biological process: defense response. Bases 1 to 477 code for a protein of 158 amino acids.
AUGCGAAUACAAUGCAGAUCUGUAUAUAGAAAGAGACUGGAGGCCGUGGUAGAGAUCAAAUCCUCAGCUGAUAAAGUGUACAGUCUCAUAAGCAGAGAGCACCACAAUGUUCCCAAAGCCUCCUCUGAUAAUAUACACGACGUUGCAGUACAUGAAGGUGACUGGGAAACUUCUGGCUCCAUCAAGCUCUGGAAAUACACCAUAGAUGGAACUGUUGAGUCAUUUAAAGAGAAGGUGGAGAUAGAUGAUGCAAACAAGAAGGUGAGUCUCACAGCAUUGGAUGGACAUGUCCUCGAGAAGUACAAAAGCUACAAGAUCAUCUUUCAGGUCAUUCCAAAGAGUAACCAAGGAGCUAAUGUGGCCAAAAUUACUCUGGAAUAUGAGAAGCAUAAUGAGAGUGACCAGCUUCCCAAUAACUACUUCAACGUUGUGGUAAAUAUCAUCAAGGAUAUUGAUGCACAUCUUAUCGCUUCUUGAUUGGACUUCAUGUGGAACUCCAGAUGAUCGAUCAUGAGUAAACAUAAGAAUAAAGGCUCGUGAUCAGCUAGUAGGUACCCCUGUUUAAUUUGUUUGCCGUAUCCUGAGCUGCUUCUUUAACUAAUAAGCAAGAAUGAAUUUGAAUGUAAUUUCAUGAUCAAACAUAAAUAAGAAAAUGUUAAUUAUGGUUCAAAUG